Molecule: messenger RNA, 222 nt
Organism: Aspergillus clavatus NRRL 1
Lineage: Eukaryota; Fungi; Ascomycota; Eurotiomycetes; Eurotiales; Aspergillaceae
Exons: 2
Coding region: 1-222 (73 amino acids)
Source: RefSeq, a predicted model, not a curated record
AUGGCUUUCCGCAACGGCCUCACCCAAGUGCUGGCCACUUAUGUCCUGGCACGUCUGUUUGCUUAUCUCAGGCCUGGACUCCAGCUUGCACUGGAACUAUGCAAGCACCAAGUGGUCUCGCUGAGAGGCUCCUUGAAGGGAAACGCGAGCUUGAAGAGCAAAAGCUCUGCAACUGAGAAAGAAAAGCCCAAAAAUUUACAGGCGCAAGUAUCGCCUACAUAA